CGCCAGCCUCGCUCCAUCCCCGAGCCGCGCUCGCCCCGGGCGCACGCUGGUUUUUUUUUUUGGCUGGCCCUCCUCCUCGGGCCGGGAGAAAGCAGCUGAGCGGAGACCCGUUUGUUUGCUUUUUCAAAAAAGAAGUAAAUAAAUAAACCAAGCGCAGUCACUUCGGCAAGGAUGGAGGGGAAAAGCGAGAGCACUCCCGGAAUAUGGACCGUUUUUAUUUUUAUUUUGGCAAACUGAAAUUCUGAUUUAAGGACUUCAAAAAGAGACACCCAACUAGAGAGACAGAGUGAGUGACUGGCAAAGCUGAGCUUCGUUGCUUUUUAUUUUUAUUGCAUUUGAUUUCAUUUCAUAUUUCGCUACCUUAACAGGUGCAGGAGGAGUGUUUUUUUUUUAAAUCCUUGCCUUCUCAAGAGAUGCCUCUCUGGGCCACAUCUGGUGGCCCCCUGCAUCGGCACAUCUGCACCAUGACUCCAUCCUGGCACGGAACGCACAUCUGGAAAGGUUUUUUCCUGCUCCUGUUCGGGCUUCUCAGCACAGUGGUCAACGGCCGAGGAGGAGUUGUCGAUAGCAUGCAACGGUUUACAAGCUUGCCUGUGUACCUCCCUGCGAGUUACAGCAUCUCCAAUGCUGACAUUGCCUUCUUCCUCAAAGAAACCAACCAGGACAUCAUGAGGAACGCCAGUUUGCAAUCCCGAACGGAGCCUUUCCUUGUCUAUAGGACCACCGGCUUGCCUGUUCUAAAUGUUACCUACGGCCCAUUUGCCGUGGAGCAAAUAGUGCCCCCAAACCUCCUGUGGACCUCUGCUCUCUUCAGUUUCACUGACCGGUUCACAUUUAAUUGGAAGUUACAAUCGCACAUCAUCGACAGCUCAGUCUACGCCAACCGGCCCAAAGUCCAAACUUUGUUCUACGUCGCCGGCCAAGGUUGGGAUCACGACGAUGCUGUGGAGAGCCUGCCCUGCGUGCGGAUGGCGGCCUUCCAGGAGGAGAAAGUCACCGUCGGCAGUUGUCGGUUGAAAGGUCCUUUGGGGUUAUGCGUGGCGGAGCUGGAGUUUCCACCAGGUUGGUUCAACGUUGAGUUGGCCACUCCUUUACCGCCCUCACCGCCCGACGUUCAGCAGAUGGUGGACUCGUUGGGAGGGAUCACAGUGGAACUUUUCUAUUGGGUGUAUGUGUCCGAUGGAGAUUGCUCUUCAGAUGACCCCAAAUUGGAAAGCUUCGGCCACCCAAGUGGCCAGGAGGAGACACAGCUGCCUUUGGUGUCGAUGGAGCGAGUUGGAAGUGUUAUCCUCUACCCAACCCAAAAUAAGCUGAAGAAGUCUGUGUUAAACCUCGAUGACAAUCUUCUACUUUGUUUACCAAUUAGCCCGGUCAAGGAAGGGGACCUGGUUAUGGUUCAUGUCUCCCUCGCCGGUGGGUCUCUAGUAGAUCAGUUUACACUAAGGAUUAAAGCUGCUCCGGGAGUGAAGAUAAUAGAGAUCCGAGUCAGCGAUCCGAGCCAAUGGGGAGUGCAACAAGAUGUAGACAACGGGAGGACACAGACCACUGCCACCAUUGUCUGCGAACGCAUCGAUCCGAACCCUGAGAGCAGGAUGAAUGGCUCCUCCUCAUACGAGAUCUUGCAGAUGGACUUUGAAAUCGACAACAGUAGUGGGCUGGUGGGGGCCCAGCAGAUCACCUGGCAGGUUGAAUACCCUCGGGAUGAGGCCAUGAGCGAGCUCGUUGUCUCCAAGAUCUUCGUCAGCCAAGCAUCCUUUGCAGGCAUCGUUCCACUCGCCAUGGACACAGAGGUCCUUAAUACGGCUAUUCUGACCGGGAAACCAGUGUCUGUCCCCGUAAAAGUAGUAGCUGUCGAAGAGGACGGAUCUGUGAGAGAUGUUUCUGGCUCCACCGAAUGUAAAUCCGCUGAUGAAGACGUCAUCAAGGUCUAA
Messenger RNA from Pogona vitticeps (central bearded dragon), 1931 nucleotides. NCBI's taxonomy places the organism in Eukaryota, Metazoa, Chordata, Lepidosauria, Squamata, Agamidae. The record is from RefSeq and is a predicted model, not a curated record.